UCAUCUGUGCUUUUUGUUUAAUUAUUUCUAGCUUUAUAGACUAUUUGAUCUGUGAGCCUCUUAAGUAAGCUUCCUAAUUCAAAGGCUCCAUUAAACAAUGACCUCUGACCCUAUCAYACACAUGGACAUAUUGAUCCGUGAACUCCUGCAGGAACAAACCGGCUAAAAGCUGCGCCAGUCACAGCUUACCAACACAUAAAAACAGAUGUUURAGUGUGAUUGAAAGCAAAGAAAGAGGAAGCACAGGUGCGCAGGGCUAACAGYGAGAAUCUGUUGUCUCUGCCUUUCAAGAUGGCGUUCACACUUUUAACCAUCCUGACAGCUGCCAUCAGCGCAUCCUAUUGCUUUCCUACAAUCUUUCAAGACCUGGAGCACAAUGGAGGAAACCGAACCUCCAUUAAGUUCCUGGCUAUAGGCGACUGGGGAGGGCUGCCGUACCCGCCGUACAUCACKGCUGUACAGAAGACUACGGCUGUGGAAAUGAGCAAAAUAGCAGAGCAGAUGGGAGCUGACUUUAUUCUGGCCCUGGGCGAUAACUUCUACUACAGAGGCGUGAACAGCGUGGAUUCCCCUCGGUUUCAGGAAACCUUCGAGGCCGUGUACACCUCCAAGUCCCUCAGGGUGCCUUGGUAUGUUAUCGCUGGCAAUCAUGACCACGCAGGAAAUGUCAAAGCUCAGAUAGAGUACACCAUGAAAUCUGACCGAUGGAGAUUCCCCUCCUACUACUACGAGCUGAACUACCGCAUCCCUAACACGGGGAAGACCCUGACCAUCAUCAUGCUCGACACGGUGAUGCUGUGCGGCAACUCCAACGACUUUGUGGACGAGAAGCCCAGAGGACCCCUGGUCGAAGCGGAGGCGAARCGCCAGCUGGCCUGGCUGCAGGAGCGACUGGCUCGGUCCAAAGCGGACUUCCUGCUGGUGGCGGGCCACUACCCGGUGUGGUCRGUGUCCGAGCACGGCCCCACGGAGUGUUUGCUCCAGGGCGUCCACCCUCUGCUCAUUAAAUACAACGUGACGGCGUACUUCUGCGGCCACGACCACAACCUGCAGUACCUGGAGGAGUUCGGCAUCGGCUACGUGGUGAGCGGCGCUGGCAACUUCCUGGAUCCCGACAUCCGUCACUGGAACCACGUCCCCAAAGGGUCUUUAAAGUUCUUCACGGGCCAGGCGUCGACGCUGGGAGGCUUCGUUCACGCCGAGGUCACCAAGGACCAGUUGAUCCUGACGUUCUUCCAGGCUAAAGGAACCUCUCUAUACCAGACCGUGCUGUCCCAGAGGAACGUCAGUUAGUCUGUUGGCAGCUGAAAGUUUCUUCUGUAUAAUCAAAUCUGUGAUCCCUCCUUUGACUCUUGACGUUUCAGUGCUUUGUGUUGUUUCAAAAUGAAUCAACUUUUACUGUCUUUAUUGUAAGAUAAAAUAAAUGUUUUGUAAUUAA
Molecule: messenger RNA, 1438 nt
Organism: Austrofundulus limnaeus
Lineage: Eukaryota; Metazoa; Chordata; Actinopteri; Cyprinodontiformes; Rivulidae
Gene: acp5a
Product: acid phosphatase 5a, tartrate resistant
Exons: 6
Coding region: 292-1293 (333 amino acids)
Biological process (GO): bone resorption
Molecular function (GO): acid phosphatase activity
Source: RefSeq, a predicted model, not a curated record